CUCUGAGGCAGAAUCUGCACGCAGCCUGACAUUAGUCUUGGGGUUGAUCUCAAUUGUGUUUUACAAUCAUUGUCAUAAUGACAGGAGGCGACACAGGUGGAUGCUUUGUGCUUUUCCUAGCUGCUAUAAUUCCAGUUUCAAAUUUUGGGGCUCAGAUCUACAGACCAGUCCUGCACCCCUCUGUGGCCCUCCCUCCGAUAGGGACCUACACACUGACAAAGCCUGAGGGGGAACUCUGCAUCAAAGCCACCCUGGGAGCACAGUACAUUGUCACGAUUAAGAAGAAGAGUUGGUACUACAAUUUGGAUCCUUCCAAGGUCUUGUCCAGUGGUUACUGUCACAAAGAAGCCGCUGUUCUGUCUCUCACCCUAUUGGAUGAUGCUGCCAGCCUGCAAUUUAGCUUCAAAAAAGUACAACACAUUAAACAUAUAGUCCUAUUACUUUUUGUACCUUUUACAGUAAACACUUCUGGUCAAUCCCAUACACUUAUUCUCACUUACAAAUAUCCAUUAGCCAUAAAAAUACAGAUUUGCAUCCAAGCAAGAAUGCUCUUCCCGCAAUGGCAAAUAAUCAUCAUAAACCGCAACAUUACAAUGCACUUAUGUGUUCUUAAUUCCCAGGAGAAUAAUAUUUUCUACGUCACCAAGCUGACUGCUUCAGUGUCUCCUCGGCCUGUCUGCUUGGGAUGUGCCAAUAAGACCUAUUCUGGUUUGGUGGAACGUGACAGGCUGUUUGCUGCAUCAUUUGGGCAAAGCUUCAAGUGUAAAUCUGCAAAUGUGCUUCUCACGUCCUCAGAAUUGAGCCUCAAGCUGGUGCCUCUGCAAAUGCAAGCCUUCAGUGUGCCGAAUGGACAUUACGGAGAAGAGGUGGAGUGUUUUGCUGAUUUCAACAAAAGGGUCGUACCCACUGUAUUAGGGGCCAUUGUGAUUGGACUCUUGCUGAUCGCUACUCUGACCUUCUUAUUUGUUAGAGACCGUCACAGACAUGGCUAUGACAGCCUCUGAGCUCACUCCGACACUGGUCAUGUCAACAUAUUUACAUGGAUUUUAUUACUGUCACUCAUGGCAAAGCUCCUUAAAUGAUGUACAAAAGGUGUGUAUACU
This is a messenger RNA of Dunckerocampus dactyliophorus (ringed pipefish), 1103 nucleotides long. RefSeq names its product lysosomal associated membrane protein 3 (gene lamp3). Gene Ontology annotation, cellular component: membrane. The record is from RefSeq and is a predicted model, not a curated record. NCBI's taxonomy places the organism in Eukaryota, Metazoa, Chordata, Actinopteri, Syngnathiformes, Syngnathidae.